AAUCUGCUUGCCCUCAGUAGCGAUGGUGGGCAUGAGUGUUCUUCGGUCUGCCGCUGCUUUUGCAGCCAGGCUAAAUCCUCUAAAAUCGGGGAAUUCUGUGGUGAAUUUGCUCAGCAGAACUGCACAACACACAGAUAAAGGGGCAGUCCGCUGGGGAAGCCAUGGGAAGCAGAUGUUUAUCAUCAAGCCCACUGGCUUCUAUGACCGGAGGUUUCUGCAGUUAUUGAAAUUCUAUAUCCUGCUUACUGGAAUCCCAGUUGCGGUCUUUGUGACAUCCGUGAAUGUGUUUGUCGGUGAGGCUGAGCUGGCUGGAAUUCCUGAAGGUUAUGAGCCUGAGCAUUGGGAGUACUACAAGCAUCCUAUCACCAGGUGGAUCUCACGGACCUUCUAUGACUCCCCAGUGAAAGACUAUGAGAAAAUGAUGGCUCUGAUCCAGAUUGAGUCUGAGAAGGGUGAGAUGAGACUGAAACAGCUAGAGGUGCGUAAGCAGAUGAGAACGAAGGGAGAUGGACCUUGGUUCCACAUUGAGACACUGGACAAGAAUCUGGUCGACAACAGCAUCAAAUCAACGCCUGACAAUUAAACCAACCGGUCCAACCACCCAGUCUAAACUGUCAGUGCCACGUGUUGAUGGCUCACUGUUUGUAUAUUAUUUUCUUCAUGACUAAAAUAAAGUAAAUGUCAAUACUUUGAAA
Messenger RNA from Oncorhynchus nerka (sockeye salmon), 695 nucleotides. RefSeq names its product NADH dehydrogenase [ubiquinone] 1 beta subcomplex subunit 5, mitochondrial. The coding region runs from base 23 to 583 and encodes 186 amino acids. The record is from RefSeq and is a predicted model, not a curated record. The transcript has 6 exons. NCBI's taxonomy places the organism in Eukaryota, Metazoa, Chordata, Actinopteri, Salmoniformes, Salmonidae.